Echinops telfairi (small Madagascar hedgehog) is the source of this 1302-nucleotide messenger RNA. It is a transcript of the gene ANXA13, whose product is annotated as annexin A13. The transcript has 10 exons. The coding region runs from base 1 to 897 and encodes 298 amino acids. Lineage: Eukaryota; Metazoa; Chordata; Mammalia; Afrosoricida; Tenrecidae. The record is from RefSeq and is a predicted model, not a curated record. Gene Ontology annotation, molecular function: calcium ion binding; calcium-dependent phospholipid binding. Gene Ontology annotation, cellular component: cytoplasm.
AUGGCUCCAGGUCCGGAUGCCAAGGGCCUGGACCUGGGAACCGAUGAAGCCACCAUCAUCGAGAUCUUAGCCAGCAGGACUUCGGAACAGCGGCAACAAAUCAAGCACAAGUACAAGGCCACGUACAGCAAGGAGUUGGAGGAAGUGCUCAAGAGCGAGCUGAGCGGGAACUUUGAGAAGGCGGCCUUGGCCCUUCUGGACCGGCCCAGUGAGUUCGCCGCCCGGCAGCUGCAGAAGGCCAUGAAGGGGCUGGGCACGGACGAGGCAGUGCUCAUUGAGAUCCUGUGCACGUGCUCCAAUAAGGAAAUCACCGCCAUUAAGGAGGCCUACCAAAGGUUAUUUGACAGGAGCCUGGAGUCUGAUGUCAAAGACGACACCAGCGGAAACCUAAGGAAAAUCCUGGUGGCUCUGCUACAGGCUAACCGUGAUGAGGGAGAUGACAUCGACAAAGAUCUAGCUGGCCAGGAUGCCAAAGACCUGUAUGAUGCAGGGGAAGGCCGCUGGGGCACCGACGAGCUUGCCUUCAAUGAAGUCCUGGCCAGGAGGAGCUUCAAGCAGCUGCGAGCCACCUUUCAAGCCUACCAGGUUCUCAUCGGCAAAGACAUCGAAGAGGCCAUAGAAGAAGAAACAUCAGGGGACAUGAAGAAAGCCUACUUAACACUUGUGAGGUGUGCCCGGGACCGUGAGGGGUACUUUGCCGAGCGUCUGUACAAGGCCAUGAAGGGUGUGGGCACCGACGAAGAGACACUAAUCCAGAUCAUAGUGACCAGGGCUGAGAUUGACCUCCGGGGGAUCAGAGCAAAGUUUCUAGAGAAGUACCAGAAGUCUCUGACUGACAUGGUUCGUUCUGAUACCUCGGGGGACUUCCAGAAACUCCUCGUGGCCCUCUUGCACUGAGGCCAACCAGAGAAGAGGAACCUUCUUGGUCAAGAGUACUUUCCAAACCAGACUUGCAAGUGGGACUCCAAGACAAAAGGCCUUCAAGAUCUCUGGUUUAUUUUCCUGACAGUUUGACCAGUGGCCAGGCCAAGCUGUCAGAGUUAGAGGCACCAUCCUCAAGAUGCUUCGAGAAGAGCUUGCUGGCUUAGCCAGUCUCGGGGCUGUCCCUCGUCUCUCCUUUCAUGUGGUAACGGAAUGUUUUCUAACACAAAUGAAACCCAAAUGGAAUCAGAAGUUGAUUUACGAAGUAUGCAUGUGCAGUAAUUUUUUUAAAAUAUGCAUCUCAUAGAAAUAUACAUGUUCUGGAUAAAGAUUGAAUGGUCGAGUCACAGGGAAGACAAAUAAAUCAGUUCAUUAAUUUUC